AUGAACGACUCUUUCGGUUCUGGUGGAGAACAGUUCGAUAGCGAAGGAGUUAUGGGAGCUGCUUUCAUUCCUGCUCCAAACGACGUUCGUUCCGCGCUACAAUAUACAGCUCUAACAUCCUUGACUCCAGCUUCCGCAGUUAUGAGUGACAUACCUUCGAUUGCAAUCACAUUUGAAGAGUAUUCGACUUGCAAUACAUCGGAUCCAGAAUAUGCGCGAAUUGCUAACCUGUUGGAAAAUCAAGCUUCCUCGCAAUUUGUAGACAUAGCCCUGCAACAGCAAUUGCAUACUGUUAGGAACUUGCUGAACCAAGUGGAUCAAAGUGUUCACAAGGACUCGGGUGAUUUACAUUCAAUUAAUGAUCAGAAAUACAAGGACAAAUUAUCACCUGUUGAUCACAAGGAGUAUCGUUCUAAUGUUUCGGAUAAAAGUCCAUGUAAAAUAUCGGAGAGUACAUCGAAUAUAUAUCCGCCACCUCCGAAAGUAAUUAUUGAAAGCGUACCUCCAAAGGAAUGUACAAAUCCAGAAAGUUCACAGAAAUAUCCAGAUUCGUCUUCACAAGUAUUAGAAAAUCGGUUGCCUUUACCGAAAGUUGUCAUAGAUAACGAAGCGUUCUCUUGUCAAAAGAAUAUAGAAGAUCGCAAUAUAACAAAUAUAACAAAGCGGCAUAAUAUGCGUAUUACUUCUCCGGAAGUUGUUAUAGAAAUUCCACCUCGCGAUAUUCUGGCAGAAUAUCGAUCACCUGAUGAAUUGCGUAGCGUGAGUCGCUAUGGGCGUCUUGAAGAAAUUGAAGUGGAUGAUUUGGGAAGGGUUCUGAAGAUUUUAGAAAGAUCAGUUCGAGAGGUUGAGACUUCAGAUAUCCUUCCUAGCAAUCUAUCAGCUUCACUUUGUACACAAAAGAAUACAUUAGUCAGCUUAGAAAAUGAUCGCUCCGAGAAUGAUGAAAUGGAUCAAGACGCCGAGUCAAAUAUCAGAAUUGUUGAAGAUAAACUCGAAAAGAUAAUCAAUGGAAUUGAAGCCGCGAUUGCAGCUUUUACAAUAAUGACUGGUGGAAAAUUAAGCAAGCAGCUUUAUCCCGAGGAUCUAAUCACUUCAAGUCUUAAUCUCGUGAAAGGUCAACUCGGAGGAAUAGUCUAUCGUAUAUUCGAGCUGAACACUUCUGAUGAUGCACUGAGCAUACAAAGUUGUACUACUGGAAUGAGUCAAGAGAAUUUCAAAAGUGUAGACGAACGACGAGAUGCGGAAGUUACUGAAAAGGGCACACGUGACGAUAAUGGCGAAUUAAGAAAAUGUGGACAUGUAUGGAAAGCUGGGAUGGACGCAGCUAGUACCAAUGCUGGUUAUAUUGGAUACAUUAAUGAUAAAAAAGCUGACACGUAUACAAAAUCGAUGGCCAUAGAUUAUUUGGGAACUAUAGCUGGUCGCAUCAAAAAAUUCGUUAAUUCCAGUAUUAUAUCUCACGAAGAAUCAUCCGACGAUAUCUGGGAGGAUAAAGACGAACGACGAUGGAUGCAUAAGAUCAAGUACAUUCCAAAGGGAGAGAUUACAACUCUCACUCGCAUGCAGGAAAUUAAGAAUCUUUACGAAUGUCAAAGGGCUGUACUCUCUUUUCUGGAGAUAAGCGCCAUGGAAGAUCCUGCUGUGCAGUGUGCGCGUCAAUUUUACUUGACGGAAUGGGGAUUUUCGUUUAUAAAUACUUUACAAUUGAUAGAAGAAAAAAAGUCGGAUUCAAAAUGCGAGGACGAGGAGGAAAAAAACAAAUAUGAGUUCAUGAAGAAGCUGAUGGAUAAAAUUAUCGCUGAAUAUUGGAGGAUGUCAUCUGAAGAUCAUAUAGCUCAAAGUCUUGGACAGAGGUCACAGAGUGUUGAUAGAUCGGAUAUCCUUCUCAUCACUGAACUUCUCGCAUCCAGACAGUCACUUUAUCAGAACUUUGAUACGAUUCUUUCUAGAAUAUUAGUAUCUUUGGACAUGGGCGUAGUGGCCUUUCGAACGAAAGCCUUAAGAGCUCUAGGACAGGUGGUGGUUUGUGAUCCUAGUAUUCUGAGUCAAGUCAAUGUUCGCCAAACGAUUGCACAAAGGCUUUCCGAUAAUUCCCCGGCAGUACGUGAUGCAGCCAUCGAUCUUGUUGGUCGAUAUCUUGCACAAAAACCCGAGAUUACCGAACAAUAUUAUAAAGUCAUUAGCGACCGUGACACCGGUCUUAAUGUGCGAAAACGUGUGAUUAAAUUACUUCGCGACAUAUACCUCAAGAGCACUGACCAGACCAUGAUGAUAGAUAUUGGAUGUAAAAUUCUCACGCGAAUAAACGACGACGACGAUCAUGUCAAGGAUUUGGCACUAAAAACUGUUCAGGAGUUAUGGCUUGUACCGUUUAAGCACCAAAAAAAUGCUGGCAUUUAUUUUGGCGAUGAAGAAAGACAAGGCGAUUUUAGUAUGAUGUCAGCUGUUGGGAAAAAAGAGGUUUUAGCAAGAAGCUUGCUGGUUGUUGGAGUCGCUGAACGACUCGGAGAAAGGAAUGGAAAUAUCAUGGGUAGUUUUUUCAAAAAGGUGUUGGAAAAAGACGACAAACAAAAACGGGAAGCGUUAAAUAUAUGUCAACAUAUGGUCGAUUGUCUUUUUGAACAUCUGUUGACUCUUCAGGACUCAAAUUCAAAGACCGAAGUUGUUAGUUGCAUUAGCACAAUAGGCCUUCUAAGCAAUGCAUCUCCAUCAUUAGUCAGUAACCACGUCGUCACCUUGCAACCUUAUUUAAAAAGCGCCAGUUCGAUUCUCCAAGAAGUCGUUCCGUGCCUUUGUGUUAUCAUAGACAAACUGACGCUUAAUUACCCGCGACUGACAAAACUUUUACGUUCGUGUACCGAAAAGCUUAAAGUAGAAAAGAAGCAAUUGGAAGCUGGCAAAGAAUUAUCAUCGGCCCGUAACGUCAUGGUACUUCUUUUGAUUAUUGGUUUGUUAUGCAAAAACUUUGAUUUCGAUAAGAAGAGAGCGGAUCAACCAGAGAAGAUGAAAGAUUUAGAUUCGAUUGACAAGGGCCCCAUAAUAACAGUUACUUUCCAGCUGGUUUUAUAUUUCUGUAAUGAUGGUCUAUCGGAAACGGUUCAAAAGAUGGCAUUGCAAAGCUUCAUAUAUCUUUCAUAUCCAAUAAUAAUGCUACGACCAGAAAGCACCAAUUUAAUGGAUCGCAUACUAAAUACUGGUGUGAUGGACAUGAAAAUACAAUUGAUGAAAGUAUUCUUGGACUUUUUGGUGGAAGAACAACAAAAGAUAAACGCGGACUUGGAAGACAAAAAGAAAAAAAAGAACAUACCUGUCGACCUGAAGGUGCUAAUCGGGAACGCUGACGAGUUUGCUGAGGCUGGCGUGAGCAGCUCUUUAAUGCAGAGAUACCUGGAUCGAAUCUUGGAAUGUACCUUCGAUCAAACCCAAAGUCUAAAAAUUGUUGCACUAGACGUUUUAGGUAACAUUAUCCAACAAGGUCUAGCACAUCCUGUCUUGUGCAUGCCAACCUUAGUCGCGAUGGAAACCAGUCCCGAGAAAAAUAUACGCGAUAAGGCAUUUAAACUUCACCAGCAUUUAAAUGACAAACACGCUUCUCUGAUACACACUCGAAACGUGGAUUGUGUUAAAAAGGCUUAUGCUUUUCAAAAGCAGCUUGCCGAUGGAAAAACAGUAUCCGGCUAUGCAAUGUAUACUCAAGAAGGGCAGCCUGAAGCCUUGCUAAAUCCGAUGUAUUCUCUCCUUAAAGAUAAAAGAAAAUCCCGUAACGAUUUUCUCAUUUCCAUCGUUAAGACUUUUGAUUUCGACUUGAAACGCUGCGAGGAAUCCAAGGUGGACGUUGGAUUUUGCAGAUUUAUCGCCGAGAACCUUGCGAUGAUCGACUAUAAAACCAUAGAAGAAGUUCUUCACGUCGUUCAUUUUAUUGAUCGCGUCCUAUCUGUUGUCGCAAUUAGUGUGUUGCAUUCGAUCCAGAAGAACACUCAAUUCAGUAAUAUAGUUUUUGAUAAUUCAGGAGAGGUUAUUUUAGAUAAUGUCCGUGUUUAUAUUGAGAACAAAAUUCCUGAUGACUAUUUAGAGCCAAAUGCAUUUAUAACCAAUGAAAUUGCAGAUGUUGAUGAUGCAUUGGAUACUUUGGAUUUGCCAAACGGAGGAGUACAACCGAUGGAAAUAACCGAAAAUCGGGAAGAGUUGUCGGUGCAAGAAAUCAAGAACACUGAUCAAGAGAAUGUCCUGCCGCUUUCUUAUGCCGCCACGGUUUCCAUUUGUAUGACCAUUCUAAUGUAUUUAAAAGGACAUUUAAAAAGGUUAUACUCAUUGAGCGAGGCAAAAUGUCGGAAUUUCAAUCCAGUACAAAGCGGAUCUCACAAGGACAAACCGGCUGUACGCAAUCAGACCGCCCCGUCUGUUAUAUCGUGGGAAGGACUUCCUUUCCUGGAAAAACCCUUGCUCUCGGAAAAUGAUGUUUAUAAGCAAUGCGAAUUGUUCAGAAGACUCAUGGCCGAGGAUGGGACUCAAGAGGAAGAAUUUGCUGAAACUGAAUUGGAAAGUGAUUUGUUCUACAAGCAACCAAAUGAAUACAACAAUAUGGAUUUCGAAAUUACUGCCUCGUAUGCGCUCGAUGAAACCUCGAUGAGACAAGUGGGCACCAACUCAUCGUCUAGAAAGGGAAUAGUAAGAAAGUUGGGUGGCCCGUCAAAAUCAAAGGUCGCAUCAAAAUCUUCAGUCGUCAGAAAAAGAAAUUCAUCCCCUUCAAAAAAGUCAAAAAAGAAACGAAAAUCCAUUAUGGAUAUGGUAUCUGAGGAGGAAGAUGGUGACCUGAUUACGUGA
Acaulospora colombiana is the source of this 4824-nucleotide messenger RNA. NCBI's taxonomy places the organism in Eukaryota, Fungi, Glomeromycota, Glomeromycetes, Diversisporales, Acaulosporaceae. The record is from the annotation of a GenBank genome assembly.